AAAAUGCAGGCCGGAAUGCAGCUGCAGAAUGAAGCUGCUCCUUCAGCCCCAGAAGAAGUAGACCGUCUGGGCGGGGCUGUUGGUACCGGAGCUGCAAACCCUUUGGGGGAAAAGCUGUCUGUUUGCCGUGUGGUAGCAACUGGCAUCUACCCUUCCAUCUGCAUCGUUGAUGCCUGUGGGACAGGCAGCGCCUCUGGCAUCAGCAAGCUGCACCUCUGGAGACUCUUUUCUUUGGAGAGACUGAACCAAUAUCUGGAGCGAGAGCCGACACCCCAGGAGCUCACUUUCCGAGUGCCUACCAGACACAGCACUCAGCGAAUACCCCCAGUUUACACACCUGUCAUGGUAGAUUUCAAUUUUGGAGCUGCUCCAGUUGGAUGUGAGCCCUCUAUGGUUGUGCUGAUGAUACAGAACAAUGGAAUGAUACCUGUAAACUGGGAUUUUCUUUUUCCUUCUGACCAGAAGAUUGACAUGGAAUAUUGGGCAGAAAGUACUGAGUUUGAUCCCAGUGAGUUGCAUCAGAUGCGAAUCCAGGAUAAUCAGCUUUUCACCAUCGCUCCCAAGUCAGGAAAGCUUCCUCCAGGGCAAGAGCAAAUUAUACACCUGUCUUACAGACAUGAUUUCAUUGGCACUGACCGACUUCCAGUCCUACUAAAAAUAUCCCACGGUCGAGAAAUUCUGCUGAAUUUCAUUGGUGUGACCCUGAAGCUGGGAUGCCACUACAUUCACUUCACUUCAGCUAAACAUAUGUUCACACCCAUUGCUAUUGGCACAUAUAAUUCUCCUAAACAAAUUUAUGAAUUGUAUAAUGGAGGUUCUACCAGUGCAGUCUAUGAAAUUCAGACGGAUGCCCUCCGGCAGGUAGAGAGAGAGAAUCACCAUCAUGCAGUUUUUACCUGCCUGAAUCCAAGAGGAGAGAUUGGCCCCGGAUUAACAGCCCACACUGAAUGGAUUUUUUGCCCACUGGAAGCCAAAAUGUAUUCGGUGGACGUACCUAUCCAUAUCCUUGAUGGAGAUUCUGCUUUAAUUACCUUUCAAGGAGUAGGCUUUGAUCCACAAGUUAUGGGAGAAACAGCACAAUUUGACAAAGUUGUGUCUGCUGCAACAACACCAGUCUCUGCCAAAUUAACAGUACCUGGUCUGGCAGUAUAUUUAUCUCAGCCUCGGAUAUGUCUUGGCAAUAUCCCUGUUUACAGCAAAUGUAGCCGCCUUUUUUUCCUCAACAAUGCUUCUGAGGAUGAGGCCAUCAUUUUUACCUGGCAUGUGGGGAUCUCUCCUGCCAUGGUGGCACUGACGAUCAUACCUCAAAAUGGAAUUGUGCAGGCCGGAGAGAGCACUCAUUGUGUUCUUACACUGCAUGCUGGUGAAAAUCCAUGCUUCUACAAUGUGGAUUUGAUUUGUGAGAUUUUUACUCAAAACUCAUUAGAUCAAUAUGAGAAAGAGCUACAGGAAUGGGAAACUGAAAAAGGUCGCCAAGCUGUGGAGUUUACCAUCACGGAGAAAGACCUGGAUAUAAAGAAGGCCCUAAAGGAACCUUUCAAGGGAGCUCCAAAUGUGCCAGGAUUAUCAAAGCUUUCUAAAGAACUUACAAAGAUCAGAAAAUAUAAGACUCUUCCUCCUAUUAAGAACAUCUGUGAGCCAAAUGCCCCUGCUAGCCGAAGCCAGAGGAGGCACAUAAGGGACACCGAGGCCAGCAGGUUUUGGCCUAAGCCCGAACUCCCCAAGCCCUUUCUCAUGCACCUAGGCUUUACGGCCAGGUCCCACUCAAUUGAUGAUUUCUUGUUCAACUUCUCUAGUGAUUUGCCCCAGCACUUCCUUUACCGCCAACUGAAGAAGAAAACAGCAAGAAAAGAUUCUGUACAUAGGGCAUCGCUAUUCUCAAUUGUGAGCAAAACUGGAAAAGCAUCUAUAAAGGAUGUCACCCGGAUGGAUUUAGAAAACCGCACAGAACAAGAAGCCCAGCUGCUGACGGACAUGCUCUCUAUGGUGAUCAAGGGUUUAUUGGAGGAGACACAGUUCCAACAAGCAGUGGCCAGAAGCCUCACAGAACCCAUACCCUACUUCUGCCAAUUCUGGAGUGAAAAGUCAGCAAAACAGAAGAAGAGUCCAACUGGCACCUCUCCAGAAACGCCUUCCCCAGAAUUCAGUGCUAAAGAUAGGACAGAUGACGAAGAUUUGGGAAGAGAAACAGUACCUUCCAGAGUCACUUCAUGUGUUACAGAGAACCUAAGUGUCAUUAUUCGCAAGGACCAGUCCCGGGAAGAGAAAGAAUUCAUUAUCAGGAUGCCGGCAUUUGCAAAUCUGGCUGAAAUGGUGCUGGAUAACACCAUCCAGAACAUUCUGGUGGAGGCCAGUCGUGGGGAAGUAAUGCUGACAGCACGGCCGAGAAUCAUUGCACACUCUCCUGUUUUCUCCCAAAAAGGUGUCAGUCCCAUAGCUUCGAUGCACAGAUCACCUAUGAUGCAGGGGACCACUGAAAUCAAGAACUGUGAAGCGCAGCGGCACAUUGUUUUGGCCCCCUAGGAGCUCACGGAAGACUUUGGGAUCACUGUGGGUAUUACUAGUGGGAAGACUGCCCUUUGUGAUUAAUAUCCCUGCUGGAAGAUGCCCCUGCAGAAUUGGGUCCAAGGAGAAAUGACAUUUGUAACAGAAUCUGAUCUGAUUUUGUUCUGUGCAAAACUGGAAUGGCAGAGGGUCUUAUCCUGGAUUUAACAUUCAAAAUAAAAUUUCAUUUUCUAUCA
Molecule: messenger RNA, 2741 nt
Organism: Crotalus tigris (Tiger rattlesnake)
Lineage: Eukaryota; Metazoa; Chordata; Lepidosauria; Squamata; Viperidae
Product: cilia- and flagella-associated protein 65-like
Exons: 17
Coding region: 4-2523 (839 amino acids)
Source: RefSeq, a predicted model, not a curated record